Molecule: messenger RNA, 600 nt
Organism: Merops nubicus (carmine bee-eater)
Lineage: Eukaryota; Metazoa; Chordata; Aves; Coraciiformes; Meropidae
Gene: MMADHC
Product: methylmalonic aciduria (cobalamin deficiency) cblD type, with homocystinuria
Exons: 4
Biological process (GO): cobalamin metabolic process
Cellular component (GO): mitochondrion
Source: RefSeq, a predicted model, not a curated record
GUGCUCUGUAACAGAGCAAGAUUGGUCACCUACCUCCCAGGGUUUUAUUCCUUAGUCAAAAGAGUUGUAAAUCCCAAGGCUUUUUCUACAGCAGGUUCCUCUGGCUCAGAUGAGCCUCAUGUUGCUGCUGCACCUCCUGAUCUAUGUCCAAGAACCGUGUGGCCAGAUGAAGUAAUGGGUCCAUUUGGGCCUCAGGACCAGAGAUUCCAGCUGCCUGGGAAUAUUGGGUUUGACUGUCACCUCAAUGGCACUGCUUCUCAGAAGAAAAGCCAGGUUUCAAAAACUCUGCCUGAUGUCUUAGCAGAGCCUUCAGCAAGUGAAAGGCAUGAGUUUGUAAUGGCCCAAUACAUGAAUGAAUUCCAGGGUGCUGAUGUUCCACAGAAACAGCAAAUAAAUAAUGCAGAAGCUUACUUUGAAAAUGCAAAGGUGGAAUGUGCAGUGCAAGCUUGUCCUGAACUGUUACAAAAAGACUUUGAAUCCAUGUUCCCAGAAGUGAAUGCCAACCGUUUGACAGUGUUAACUGUCACCCAGAAGACUAAAAAUGAUAUGACUGUCUGGAGUCAAGAAGUGGAGGAUGAGAGAGAAAUGCUGUUAGAAAAU